Plasmodium coatneyi is the source of this 1035-nucleotide messenger RNA. RefSeq names its product Triose or hexose phosphate/phosphate translocator. Bases 1 to 1035 code for a protein of 344 amino acids. Gene Ontology annotation, molecular function: antiporter activity. Lineage: Eukaryota; Apicomplexa; Aconoidasida; Haemosporida; Plasmodiidae. The record is from RefSeq and is a predicted model, not a curated record. Gene Ontology annotation, cellular component: Golgi apparatus. The transcript has a single exon.
AUGAAAGACAACACGAAAAAUGAGUAUGGAACUUUUCCGAUAAUGAUCAACGAGGGUCACUCGGACCAAGUGGGCGAUAAGAAAUUCCUAAGUGGAGGCAUCUACCAUACGAUUCUGGAGAGAGCCAAGUUGCUGUGUCUGUUCCUAACAUGGUACGCCCUAAAUAUCCUAUACAACGUGGACAACAAAAUAGCGCUAAACAUGACAAAGCUUCCCUGGUUUAUCAGCUCAGUACAAUUAUUCACCGGAUGGAUAUUCAUUUGUAUCUAUUGGCUGACUGGCUAUAAGAAGAUUCCCAGAAUAUAUACCUUAGACUUGUUUUUAAAAAACAUAGGGAUCCAGAGUUUCUGUCACAUUAUGGUUCACUUUGGUGCCGUGGUUUCCAUGUCCUGCACCACGGUAUCCUUCACACACGUGGUGAAAGCAUGUGAACCCGUUUUUACAGCCCUACUCUCCAUCCUCCUACUAAAACAGUAUAUGAAAAUAAGUAAAUACUUAACGUUGCUGAUCAUUGUUGGAGGAGUUAUCUGUGCAUCUGUAAAGGAGAUCCACUUCACGUGGUUGUCCUUCUGGUGUGCUACCAUAUCAAAUCUGGGAUCCUCCAUGAGGUCUAUAUACGCCAAGAAAAUGAUGACACAGAAGUCUCUAAUUGGAGAAAACCUGAACGCUUCCAACAUCUAUUCGAUGAUUACCAUUUGUUCAGCUCUCAUGUCUCUACCCCUAGUAAUAGUCUUCGAGGGAAAGUCCGCAUACAACUUUGUCACCAACUACCAGAAUACAACUCUAAGUAAUUACACCUACCAGGAGAUAAUAACUAAGAUUUUUCUUAGCGGUAUUUGGUACUACCUGAACAAUGAAGUUGCUUUUAUGUGUCUCGAGAAAGUGAACCAAGUCACUCACGCUGUGGCCAACUGUAUUAAGCGUGUCGUCAUUAUUGUUUCUUCUAUUAUUAUUUUCCAGACCCAGAUCACCUUGCUCGGUGCCCUCGGUUCUGCCGUUGCGAUCACGGGCGCCUUCCUCUACUCCGUCAUCUAA